CGCUGGAGAGCGAGCGAGAGAGAGGGAGAGGGGAGGCGAUGAGAGGAAGGUGCAAUAAACACACAGGGCGUCUGCGCCUAUCUAAGUAGGACAAUAAAGUGAUAACGGUAUCAAUGUGCUAACAAUGGAUUUGUCAGACAUGCUUCUUUUGAAAGUUUUCGUUUUUGUGUUUUUACUGAACGACGCCCAAGGACACUACAGAAAUUCCCUGAACAAGUACAUCCGUCACUAUGAAGGCCUUUCCUACGACACAGAGCUCGUGCACAGCAACCAUCAGCGGGCCAAGAGAGCGGUCUCCCAUGAAGACAAGUUCCUACAUUUAGAUUUUCACGCCCAUGGAAGGCAUUUUAAUUUACGAAUGAAGAGAGAUACAACCAUGUUUGCCCCUGAUUUGAAGGUAGAAGUUUCAGGAGGCGAGAUUCCAUUCGAUACCUCUCAUAUCUACACUGGAGAAAUCUAUGGUGAGAAAGGGACCCUGACUCAUGGCUCCAUUGUGGAGGGUAAGUUUGAGGGCUUCAUCCAGAGCUACCAGGGCGCUUACUACGUGGAGCCCGCUGAGAGAUACCUGCAGGGCAAAGACGUGCCCUUCCACUCAGUCAUCUACCACGAAGACGACAUACACUACCCGCACAAGUACGGCCCAGAGGGAGGCUGCGCUGAUAGCUCAGUGUUUGAGAGGAUGAAGAAGUACCAGACCUCAGCAGAGCCACCCAAGGAGCUUCACACCGAGGCGGGCUCUAAUGACCCCGUGCUGCUGAGGAAAAAGAGGAUGGCCCAGGUGGAGAAGAACACCUGCCAGCUUUUCAUUCAGACUGACCACCUCUUCUACAAGUACUACAAGUCCAGGGAGGCUGUCAUCGCUCAGAUCUCAAGUCAUGUCAAGGCCAUCGAUGCGAUCUAUCAGGGGACUGACUUCAUGGGCAUUCGCAACAUCAGCUUCAUGGUGAAAAGGAUCAGGAUAAACACCACCAGCGAUGAGAAGGACCGGUCCAACCCCUUCCGCUUUGCCAAUAUCGGCGUGGAGAAGUUCCUCGAGCUGAACUCCGAGCAGAACCAUGACGACUACUGCCUAGCUUACGUUUUCACCGACAGAGACUUCGAUGAUGGGGUGUUGGGUUUGGCCUGGGUGGGAGCCCCUUCAGGGAGCUCUGGAGGCAUCUGUGAAAAAAGCAAGCUGUACUCGGACGGAAAGAAGAAGUCUCUGAACACCGGUAUAAUCACCGUACAGAACUAUGCCUCCCACGUACCUCCCAAAGUCUCCCACAUCACCUUUGCUCACGAAGUAGGGCACAACUUUGGCUCCCCGCACGACUCUGGAUCCGAGUGCACUCCGGGAGAAUCCAAGAGCCAAGACAAGAAGGAGAAGGGAAAUUACAUCAUGUAUGCGAGAGCCACAUCGGGCGACAAGCUCAACAACAAUAAGUUCUCCAUCUGUAGCGUGCGCAACAUCAGCCAGGUGCUGGAGAAGAAGAGAAGCAACUGUUUCGUCGAGUCUGGGCAGCCCAUCUGUGGUAACGGCCUGGUGGAGCCGGGAGAGGAGUGUGACUGUGGCUACAGCGAUCAGUGCAGGGACCUGUGCUGCUAUGACGCCAACCAGCCCGACAACAGGAAAUGCAAAUUAAAGCCCAACAAAGUCUGCAGUCCCAGCCAGGGUCCUUGCUGUACUCACGACUGCUCUCACAAGGGCCGUAACGAGAAGUGCCGAGAGGAGUCCGAGUGCGCUCACCAGGGCAUGUGCAACGGAGUCGGUGCCCAGUGCCCCACGUCCGAGCCCAAGGCCAACUUCACCGCCUGCCACGGCGAGACUCAAGUCUGCCUCAACGGGGGCUGCUCCGGCUCCAUCUGCGAGAAGUACGGCCUCGAGGCCUGCACCUGUGCCAGCCAAGAUGGCAAGGACGAGACGGAGCUUUGCCACGUGUGUUGCAUGGAGAAGAUGAAUCCCAACACGUGCAGCAGCACCGGAUCAGAGCGGCUGGCUCGCUUCUUCAACAAGAAAGUCACCACGCUGCCAGCCGGCUCGCCCUGCAACGACUUCAAGGGCUACUGUGACGUGUUCAUGAAGUGCCGCCUGGUGGAUGCGGACGGACCGCUCGCCAGGCUGAAGAAGGCCAUCUUCAACCCGGAGCUCUAUGAAAACAUAGCCGAGUGGAUUGUGGCCCAUUGGUGGGCAGUGCUGCUGAUGGGUAUUGCUCUCAUCAUGCUGAUGGCUGGCUUCAUUAAGAUCUGCAGUGUGCACACACCGAGCAGCAACCCCAAACUUCCUCCUCCCAAACCACUUCCAGGCACCCUGAAGAGGCGGCGAGCGCAGCAGCACGCCAACGCCCAGGUGCAGAACCAGUCUGCGCACCCGCACGCCGGCCAGCGCCAGCCCCAGAGGCAGCCUCAGCGGCAGGCGCAGCCCCAGAGGCACCACCGUCAGCCCAGGGAGAACUAUCAGAUGGGCCAGAUGAGACGCUGAGAGAACCCCUCCCCCCUCACUCCCGCCUCCCCCCCCACCACCUCGCCCGCCUCCCCCAAUGCCUUGGCUCCUCCUCGUGCCUACAGUGGGAAACGAAUGCGUCACUCCAUCCAAAGAAAAGCCUGACAUGGUUGUUUAGUCGUCAUCACAUCCUCCAUCUACAGACCAAACGGAUGCGUGAGGGAGAGAGAGAACACUAUCUAGCAUCUGGGUUGGCUCUUUGUGGAGUGGACUCAACCAUCAGCCAUUUCCAAUGCAGUGCGAUCUAGCAUCUUUUCCACCCUUUAUUGUUUAUUUUUUUUGUUAAGGAGUGCCAAGGAGUUAAGGAUCAUGUGUAGCUUUAGUACCUUCUGUGAUGUCUUUUUUUUUUUUGUUCUAUUGCAAACGUCUUCUUGAGUGACACGCCCGUGGCUGCUGGUGAAUUGUUCCGUGAUUUUCUUUCGUCAGAAUGAGAGACACUCGGUGGGGAUUUGCGGCACUUUUGUGAUUCACACAUGUCAAACGGCAAAAGACACAGGCUGCGAUCUCCCGUGCAGACCGUCUUCUGCAUGUGACUGUACAUAUUUAGUGUAUCAUAAGUGAAAACAAACUAUUUCUUCUACUGUAAAUGUGUAAUUCUUCACUUUUUUUUUUUCUUUUUCGGUUAGUGCUCUCAGGACUCUUAACACUAAAUUGAAGGACUGAUGGUUGCGAUGAGUUCCUUGAGCGCUGCAGUUGAGAAUUUGGCGCCAUCAAGUUCUCCUCGCAGUCGUCCUAUCAGGUGGAUCUUUUUCACUUUUGUUUUUUGAACAACAAAUUCACCGUAUCUCACUUUUCCGGCCUUCUUCGUUCAAGGUCCCCUUUUCCAUCUUUUUUUUUUAAACUGUCUUGCUAACAUCCUGUUUUUUCGUACGUUGUGUAACAAGCUAGAGGUCACAGGAACAGAAAAGGAAGACCAGCUAGUUUGGUACACCUUUUUACUGUCUUACCGAAUUUGUUUUGGAUAAUGAAGAAUGGGAAACCACUAACUGAAGAUGAGGACCAUUCUACCUGUUGAGAAAUGAAGACGAGGGAACGUGAAGGCUGCAGUGGCUUAGCUUAGAAGUGAGAGUGUGUCAUGUUACAGAGUUAGUUUACAUGAGUGUGGAAAUAAAUUUAAAAAUGACUCCGGUGUGGAUGUACAAAAAUAAAUGUAAGAUUAAAUCAUUCUAUUAUUCUUCAGAUAGCGAGUCUAAGAACUUUUCAAUGUGGGCAUGCGGACACAUUUAUUAAAUGUGACUUUUAAUUGACCGAGGUCUGUAAUAUUUGUAUGUCACACAACACUUAUUUACUUUGACAGCUAUAAAUGUUAGUCUUAGAACAGGUGGAAGGAGCAGCGGAACGUUCAUACAUUUCCUCAGUGUGUUCACCAGUAUCACAGAGACGAGCUGCUGUUUUUACUUCACAUUUUAAACUCACCUGCAGAUGUCACCUCGGACUAAAUCCCCUUAAGAGCACACGAGUGCAGGAGUCAACAUCAGAGUGCCAUAAAGAUGUGGGCACAUUCCUUUUACUGCACAGUUUUUCUUUAGAAAUAUCCAGGAGUCACUUGUGAUGUUUCCGAAGCCACUUUUAAUGUCAGAAAUAAAGGAAAUUUGUGAUUUCUUUUUGCUGUUGGAAGUUUGACCUCUGGUAUUUUCUUCUUCAGCUCGCUUCGGAUUUGGGUGAAAUCGUGUUCAUUUGGGAUUGUACACAAGCUACAUUUUGUGACUUCACUUUAUUCUGGCAUUAUUAUUGACCGCAUGCGAUACUACCCACAGCUGAGAUCGCCUGAUGGCUGCGAUCGUCACUUCUCAUGAUGACCUGUGCUCUGGAGGGGGAAUAAUGAACGUGUUUGUUUCACAUGGAAGGUGAAUAGGUCAGCGGCCCCUAUAACUCUCAUUUCUGUAUAAAAUGGAACUGUUUUUAAAUUCCAUCUCCCAGGCGUGAUCACGCCUGUUGAGCAAAGAGUUUAAAUGUAAACUUGUACAGUACUUCAAAAAAAGUUGCAUUUCAUUUGAAAAAUUGAAAAAUUACAUUUUGAUACAUCCGUUUGAUUUUUUUUUUUUCUAUUCUAAUUCCAGAGUAAGUUGUUCAAAGAUGUUCAUAUGUGAGUUAUUUAAGUUCUUUCAUGUGCUUGUUGAACUAGAGUUUGCUUAUGAUACUUUUUCCACCGUCAUCAAUGGUAAAAACAAUUCAGGGUGAUGGAGUCAAUGUUACAUUCUCAUUUUUGUCUGUGUUCCCCUGUGGCAUGGUUUGGGUAGAAGAGCAGAAGAAUAAUGCUUGUAAAUUUACUUUGUUUAUAAUUUCGUAGUCUUGGUAAAGUUUUUAGAUAAACGUGCACUGAAACUGUCCAGAUUGAGUUGCAAUGUUGUAGGUGAUGUAGGCCGAAAGAACACAGGAUUAAAAAGUAAUACUACUGUCUGAUUUUAAUGUUCACUGUGUUUUAUACAGUAUCGAAAUUUUUUGUUCACUUUGAACAUUUUUACUAAAGAAAAAAAAAAAAAUUCAAAUUGUAUUGUGCAAAGAGAUGUAAUUUUUGGAGUACUUGAAAUGCAUUAAUUAAAAGACUCGUUCAAAAUAAAAUAGACCCCGGUUUACUGUC
Messenger RNA from Pungitius pungitius (ninespine stickleback), 5060 nucleotides. Its product is annotated as disintegrin and metalloproteinase domain-containing protein 10-like. Gene Ontology annotation, molecular function: metalloendopeptidase activity involved in amyloid precursor protein catabolic process. Gene Ontology annotation, biological process: membrane protein ectodomain proteolysis; Notch signaling pathway. The coding region runs from base 125 to 2458 and encodes 777 amino acids. Gene Ontology annotation, cellular component: plasma membrane; synaptic membrane. The record is from RefSeq and is a predicted model, not a curated record. The transcript is spliced from 16 exons. NCBI's taxonomy places the organism in Eukaryota, Metazoa, Chordata, Actinopteri, Perciformes, Gasterosteidae.